AUGACGCCGCGGAGGCGGCCCCGUCCCCGCGCUCCCGCCCCUCCCGCCAGGGCAGCCCGGGAGGCCAGACGCUGGCGCUGCAGGGAGAGGGCGGUGGGCGCAUCCGCUAGGGGGCGCGGCGGGGCGGGGCGCACAUUUCGGCGGGCCCCGCGGAUGGCGGCGCAGGGCGUAGGGCCUGGGCCGGGGUCGGCGGCGCCCCCGGGGCUGGAGGCGGCCCGGCAGAAGCUGGCGCUGCGGCGGAAGAAGGUGCUGAGCACCGAGGAGAUGGAGCUGUACGAGCUGGCGCAGGCGGCGGGCGGCGGUAUCGACCCCGACGUGUUCAAGAUCCUGGUGGACCUGCUGAAGCUGAACGUGGCCCCCCUCGCCGUCUUCCAGAUGCUGAAGUCCAUGUGUGCCGGGCAGAGGCUAGCGAGCGAGCCCCAGGACCCUGCGGCCGUGUCUCUGCCCACGUCGAGCGUGCCCGAGACCCGAGAGGCCUCCUUUCUCUCUGCCAGGAACAGUAGCCCCCCUGCAAGGCCCUCCUUUUCCUCCAGCCCGCAGCCUGCGGCCUCUCCGGUUCUGCUCCACAGCCCGGCUGCCACACACUCGCCUCUCUCUCCAGGCCCCCCGGGUUCCCUCCGCCUCUCUUGCUGCCUGUUCUCUCCUUUUGCAGGCUUGAGUGACAACUUGAGGACAAGGCGGCGCCUCGACAAGAUUUCACACAGCAGCUACGGGGGCCAGAGAAGCAGCACCACAUGGUGUGGCAGGAGAAGGAGGACAUGCACAAGCAAUUGGUUGAAGCUUCAGAGACAUUGAAAUCCCAAGCCAAAGAACUGAAAGAUGCCCAUCAGCAGCAAAAGCUGGCCCUGCAGGAGUUCUUGGAGCUCAAUGAGCUCAUGGCAGAGCUCUACUCCCAGAAGCAGAAGGUGUGGGACAAGGAGGAGAUGGA
This is a messenger RNA of Pan troglodytes (chimpanzee), 928 nucleotides long. Its product is annotated as mitotic-spindle organizing protein 2B. NCBI's taxonomy places the organism in Eukaryota, Metazoa, Chordata, Mammalia, Primates, Hominidae. The coding region runs from base 1 to 795 and encodes 264 amino acids. The transcript has 5 exons. The record is from RefSeq and is a predicted model, not a curated record. Gene Ontology annotation, cellular component: spindle; centrosome.